Molecule: messenger RNA, 1214 nt
Organism: Diospyros lotus (date-plum)
Lineage: Eukaryota; Viridiplantae; Streptophyta; Magnoliopsida; Ericales; Ebenaceae
Exons: 7
Coding region: 52-876 (274 amino acids)
Biological process (GO): regulation of exit from mitosis
Cellular component (GO): nucleus
Source: RefSeq, a predicted model, not a curated record
UCCACCGACCUUUGAACUUAAGUUCUCUCUCUGGCUGUUCGAUUGGCAGCAAUGGAGGCGACGGAAGGGGGAGGAAGAUCGGAGAUGGAGUGCACGAAGAUAGAGGUGCCGUCGGGCAGCCUUGACAGCUCCGUGAUGUUCUAUGUGGUAGCCGAGAUCCUAGGGUUCGUCCUUCACAUGCACCAGCAAAUCCCUUCCACCAUGCAGGAUAUAAGUCUUGAAUUUGAAAGUCUCAAGACUGAGUAUAAAGAAUUGGAGAUGGCUUGUGCACAGACUGAAGUGAGGCCAUCUCUACGGAGGAAAAAUGCUGGGAGAAAGCGAGAGGUCAAACAGGGGAUAAAAAGACUGGAGAAAUUAAUGGAAACCAUGUUUAGUCUUCAUACUGCCCUGCAACUAAUGAUCAGUGAGAUUCCUGAUAUUCAGCAAGUCAUGGUGGUUCUUGGAGCUAGUCCAGUUCACCCUCUACAUGUUUUUGAAGUGUGCUUUUCACGUGGAAAGGCUGUCUCUACAGAUGUUGGUGAUUUCACUAAAAGCAGAGCAGCGGAGGGGCUUUCAAGAAAGGUUGUCCGAACACUGAUCUCUAAGGGUGCAGGGUCUGAUUCUUAUCCUGGCCCCACCAAGUUAUUUUUGUUGGUCAAGGCUCCCUCUUCUCUCAAUAUGCCUUUGCAUUUUCUGCCCAAGCGUGGUUUUCGAUACAGCAAAAAGAUAGUGCCUUUCAGAUUACUACUCAAGUGUAAAACCCAAUAUCAGGAUAUGAAUGGUCAAACUGCCGACUCAAUCAGUUUGAGAGAUGGUUCUUCAAAUGAUUUAAUCUGGUUUCAGUGUAGACAUGUAGUUAAGGGCCUAGCGUUCAAAACAUCAUCCACAGAAGACUGAGAAGGGUGGUUCUUACCAUUUUGGAGAGAAUUCGGAGUAUGCUAGCUGUUGAUACUUCAUUGCAUAAAUGCUGCAGUGUUAAUGGCAUGGUAACUCCUAUUUUUUCUAUGAUAUUGGCAUGUUGAUGAUUCCAUUUCUUCCAACAUAUUGUGUGUAUUGGCAAAAUGUGGUAGAUGUUGUCUGGUGAAGCAUAUCACCGCUAAAAGAGCCCCGUUUUUGUUGCAAACUCAUGUAUUAUGUGUUGUGCAACACAAACGGAGACUUAUGAUUAAGUCUUAUAUUCUAUCUUUCUUAUAUGAUCUUUGGGCAAUGUUAACUAUUGCUCAAAGAGGAAUGGU